GGGAGGGAGGGAGGACAAUUUCCUUUCUGUAACACACACGCUACAAGAACACACCGGGAAAACGGAGCGAGGAAAGAAAAAUAAUAGGCGAGAGAGGGAGAAGGAAACACCGCAGCCCCUCCGUCCGUACGUCCGUCCGUCGGCUGUUGUGUGUGUGUGUUUUUUUGGGAGGGGGGGUGGAAUAGAAAUCGUCUUUUCUUCUAACGCAGACUUGCGGACGAACAUGGGGGGAAGAGAAAGCUCCUGACGAGGAUUGACUUUCAGUGAACCUCUGCUCUGUGGUACAAGUCUGUGGCUAAUAAGAGAGGAAAAGGCGACAGGGAAGACAUGUUGAGGGGGUUUUUUCGUCUUGAGGUUGCGGUAGGAUGUUGAUGUUGUGCUCUUAAAUCAGGCGGCUCCCGUAGAGAAAAUAAAAAUAGGGCAAAUGGAAAUCGGGCGGUAGGCUAUGCUCAGGAGCCAUUGUUUUGAUCGGUGUUUAUUUAAUUGGUUUGUUAUGAUCUGAAAUUACGAAGGCCUCUCAGGCAGCCCCGCAGUAAAUAAAUACACGGUCAGCAAACAGGGGGCUACAUCGCUGCAAAUUAACCUGACAAACCUUUUAUGUAUUUUAGGGGGACGUUUUUUUGAAUUGAACCGCUGUGUUUUGCAGUAAGUUAAAGGUAGCGUUUAUGGGCCGUUUGUUUUUAAAACCAAACGCGGCGUUAAGAUUAAAUUGCUUAACCAGGGAGCCAAAACAUUUCCAGAUACAUCAACUCUUUAGGGGGUCAUACAAAGGCCCAGUAGGAAACACAGUGAAGGCUACUUGGCAGCUGUAAAAGACUGUUUUAACUGCACAGCAAAAUCCACCAGAGGCUGGAUUUUAAGCACAAAGGUGCACAAGAUUAGACAGUUCUGUUUUAGCCCCCAGUUUAGCUCAAGAGAGGGGACAAAAGAAGAUUUUUAAAUGUUAAUGUCGACCGACGUUGCAUCAAUCAUGCUGCCUGUGUCCCGGGGUCUCAUGGACCGGGAUAGAGAGCUGGACACCAUGGCCGGGGUGCAUCCAAACCCGGGCGGCGCUCCUGCAGCUGUCCGGGGCAUGAAGCGCGGAGACCCCGAGCCUGACGGUCAGACAGCGGCGGCUCUGGUGGACUCGGCUGGGGCGGAGUGCAAGCGUCCCCGGAUCGACGGCUCAGGAGGAAUCGGCGAGGUUGGUCAGAAUAACGACCCUUUGACCCUUGGUUACCAUGGCUACCCAUCUCAUAGUCAGGGCUCUCAGGAUAGUGCUGGCGGUCAGGAGGGACUUGUACCCCCACCUUUCUCCGCGUUCCCUCCACCUCCACCGCCGCCCCCCCAGAACGGCUUGGCCCUGGAUUACGGGGGCAGCCUGUAUGCAGCGGGGGCCGUCCAGGGCCCCGUGGAAGCCGGCGGAGCAGCGAACAGCGCCGCCAACGCCGCCAGCAGCCUCAGUGCCCAACAGUCAGAUGGGUCCUCCCAGAUUGACGGGCAGUCAGGGGUCGGCUCGGGAGGAGGGGGUGGCGGGGGGAGCGUCGGGGAUGAUUCAGAUGCCAAGGGGACCCCCAAACGCCUCCACGUAUCCAACAUCCCCUUCCGCUUCCGAGACCCUGACCUACGGCAGAUGUUUGGGCAAUUUGGCAAAAUCCUCGAUGUCGAGAUCAUUUUCAAUGAGAGGGGGUCCAAGGGCUUCGGUUUUGUAACAUUCGAGUCAAGUGCAGACGCAGAGAGGGCCAGAGAGAAGCUUCAUGGUACACUGGUGGAAGGACGUAAAAUCGAGGUCAAUAAUGCCACAGCCAGAGUGAUGACGAACAAGAAGAUGACGACACCGUACUCUAACGGAGAGGGCCUCGCUACUCUUCCAUAUGCUGGAUGGAAGUUGAGUCCCAUGGUCGGAGCGAUGUACAGUCCUGAGCUUUACACAGUACCAGGGUUUCCAUACCCAGCAGCAGCAGCAGCUGCUUCCACUGCUGCGACCUUUCGAGGCGCUCAUCUCCGGGGUCGUGCCCGGCCCAUCUACAGUGCAGUCAGGGCAGCUGUGCCACAACCUGCCAUCCCUACAUACCCUGGUGUGAUGGCCUAUCAGGAUGGUUUUUACGGUGCGGCCGAUCUCUACGGUGGCUAUGCAGCGUAUCGUUACGCCCAGCCAGCUGCGGUAGCGACUCCUGCGGCAGCAGCGGCUGCAGCAGCAGCUUACAGUGACAGCUAUGGACGAGUUUACACAGCAGACCCCUACCAUGCUGCACUCGCCCCAGCUGCCUAUGGUGUUGGAGCCAUGGCCACACUGUACAGGGGAGGCUACAGUAGAUUUGCCCCUUACUAAGGACACUACAUUUCCCAGGAGCUCCUCUCUUCCAUUGAAUUACUCUAAAUGAGCUCCCUCUGUUGUCGUGGAGGUGGACUGCACCCAGUUUUCAAGUGUGGCGUCAACCACAGCAAAGAUAUUUCAGAUCCCACCCCAGAGCAGUCCCACGUUUUCUUAUAUACGCUACUACAGAAAUAGAGGAAUGCUGUAUUAAAGACUGAUGGAUGGCCUUUAUAUUAAAAAAGAAGAAAAAAAAUAAAGACUUAAAAUGGCCACCUCCCCUAUUGCACGGCUGUAUUAUAGUCCCCCCCCCCCCAAAUCCCUCAGCACUCAGCAGCACAAGACUUGGGAUGGAGCCCAGAUGUUCUUCCAAAGGCUGUAUGUGGAUAACUGACAUUUAAACAGCUGUCAACCAUGUAUGAGAAAGAGCUGAGUGCUGUGUGGCCUGCACACACUCGACAUUUAAGGAAAAAAGAGAGGGAGGCAAGAAAACGAGGCGUCCGCAAAAUGUGGGGGCAGUAGGAAGUAGGGAGGUGCAUCGAAAGAGCAUCUAAAAACGUUUUUGAACCAGAAUGACGAGUCACUAAAAUGAUAAAAACACCCACUGAUGGAUUUUAUAAUUCCUCCUUAACGUGGGUGGAUAGUAAAGAGGAGAGGAUUUCCAUUCUUGUUGUGUUCUGGUAGUGGGAGACUGAACAUGGCUGCUUAGAGAGAUGAUGUGACCGUUUAUAAUGCUACAGAAAUCACGUCCGAAAGCUGAAGGAGGGAGGGUUAUUAGAGCUGUUCCUUACCUCAAGUUUUCUUAGUAUGUGGAAAUGGUGAACCUUUAAACUUAAAAUUGUUAUGAUAUGCAAAGAAAUUAGUUUAGAGAAAAAAGUUACCAAAUUAUUAUUAUUAAUUAUUAUUAUUAUUAUUGUAAUUAUUCUCUUGAUUAUUCUUAUUAAACCAUUAUUUUUGUUUGACUCAGCUACACAGCAGCCACUGCUGUUAUGGGACAUGUAGAUUCAACAGUGAAAUCAGAAAAUGAGCAUCUAUGAAACUAAUAUUCCACCUUCUGACUAUAUGACACUACUAUAGUCACACCUCAUUUUUCUCAUGCACAGGAUUUCACUACACUCUGUGUGCAGCCACCACUAAACACUACAUAAAGUGUAACACUACACUGAAAAACAUUUUGUCCUUAAGUUGAUUUUUAGAUUUAUAGCCAAACUCAGUCCUCCAUUCACAACUUGGGGGGUUCAAGUAUUUGUUGAUCCUUUAAUGUAGAGAUUUAUUAUUUGGAUUUCCCCCCCACGCUCCAUCUUUUAUAGAGCAAAGUCCAAUAUUGAAUGAGUCUUCCUGAAACAUAUACUUUAGUAGGUAAUUGUAUUUGCGACGCUGCCAGCAGCAAUUACUGAGCAAGAGAGAUUCUGUCGGUGAGUUGAUAGAAAAUAUUUAAAUGCAAAACACCUUACUAUUGUGCAUAUUUCUAUACCGUUGUAUUUCCAAAAUGUGGCUUUUUUGGCUUUUGUUUUUGUUCCAAAGAUUUGUAGAAAGCACAUUUCUCUGCCGUAUGUAUAAAUAUAUAAUCUUUGUUAUUGUUAUCAUAAUCCUUGAUAAUCCUAUUGCUGUCUUUAUUUACUUUCUUUCAUCUUUUUUAUAUCUAAGUGUUGUUCCUUCUUCAGUAAGGUGCAAGUUAAGUUUGUUUUUCUUUUCUUUUCUUUUUUCUUUUCCUUUUUUUGUGUGUGUGUGUGUGUGUAAAGGUCUUGAGCCGAGAGCAUACCCUGAGUAGUGACAAACUAGAGGUAUGCUUGUGACACUACCAAACUUUUCCUCUCAGUUAAAUAUUCAUCUGCUAGCAUGACAUUUAAUUAUAUUUCAAAAUAUGCAGGAACGGCUGGAUAUUUUUUUUUUCUUUUUGAGUCCAUAUUUUGUAGGUGACUGAGACUUUUGGAAAGAAUGAACAUAGGUCUGUAGCACUUUGGUUAAAACCAACUGUGUUCUUUUCUUUUUCACUUUUUCAUUUAUUUCAAUCAUUCUUGUUUAACGCAGACUCCUUACAUUUCAGUGGUGAAAUCUGUCAGCUUGGCCAAUGUGGUCGCUCCAGGUUUAUUUGAAGGUAUCCAGUAAAACGUCUGAAAGUGUUAUCUCUCGUACAUACACAGGUUAAUAUUCCAAAAUGGUGAAAAACAAAAUGUUAUUGUGGGAUAUGAUCUAAGUUGUGUGUAAAAUGGGGCAGUUCUUUUUUUUUUUUAACCCAUUAACUAAUUUCAAAGCUACUGUUGUAUUUUCCACUCACACUUGCAAAAACAUGCAGGUCAAUAAGAUGCUAUUUUUCUGUUAAAUGUGCUGCUGUUGUAUUUGCUCAUAACAUAUAACAUUUCUUUUGUUUAAUAUCUCAAUAUUAAUACAGAAUGUGCUCUGGACAAAAUGUAAAAAAAAAAAAAAAAAAGAAAACCCUAGCCAAAGAUGCUAACUAAUAGUCCCUAGCACGUUCUGGUUCCCAAUUUGAGAAGUGCUACACAAAAUUCACAAAGAUGGACUUUUGGAGCCACAGAAGGCAUGGACAAACCAGCAUGAGCGAGUCUUGUUAAGUAAAAAAAACAAAAACAAAACAACAACAACAAAAAACAAACAACAAAAAAAAAAGUUUUGCAUGAAUCUUGUGUCUUUCUUAUUUGAUUCCUGAGCAGCCGAGCCCAGUUGCGUUCUUCUUUACCACUAAACUCCACGGAGAAUGAAAGGCAGCUAGCGGUUUGAAGCUAGUUAACACAACAAAGAGCACAGUGCUGUUUGGCUAAAAGGCCUGCUGACAAACAAAAUGGCUGCCGCACAAAGAUCAUUUUCCUGUUGUGGUUUUCUUGCCACUGUAUUAUAGUAAACUAUGUGGCCAUUCUUCAUAGUUGCUAUGGUUUAUCAAUGACCAGUCCUCUCCCUCUGUCAUGUCUAUUUCCCCCUUGACUGCCAUUACGUUUUUUUGUUAUUGAAUGUCCAUAUAAAAUGUUUUAUAUAAAAAUGUUUUGUUGUGA
Molecule: messenger RNA, 5301 nt
Organism: Lates calcarifer (barramundi perch)
Lineage: Eukaryota; Metazoa; Chordata; Actinopteri; Centropomidae
Gene: rbfox2
Product: RNA binding fox-1 homolog 2
Exons: 13
Coding region: 941-2311 (456 amino acids)
Biological process (GO): regulation of alternative mRNA splicing, via spliceosome; nervous system development
Cellular component (GO): cytoplasm; nucleus
Molecular function (GO): mRNA binding
Source: RefSeq, a predicted model, not a curated record